AUGGCAAAGACAUUUAGCAAAGAGGAUGUCGCCUCGCAUAGCAAGGGUGACAGUCCCUGGGUCAUUAUCGAUGAAGAUGUCUACGAUGUUUCCAAGUUCCAAGAUGAGCACCCUGGUGGAAAGAAGAUUCUCCAGCGAGUUGCGGGAAAGGACGCUUCGAAACAGUUCUGGAAAUACCACAACGAGGGCAUUCUGAAGAAGUACAAGGGUCAGCUGCAGAUCGGUUCGUUGGAUACAAAGAAGACGGCACCGGCACCCUCGGCACCCUCGGCACCCCCGGCACCAGCGCCAACCCCGAAAAAGGCUGCCCCCGAGCCGAAACCUACCAUUUCUGAGUCUUCCGUGACACCACCUGCCAUCGGCGCUCCCCAGGACCCUUAUGGAGAGUUGAUCCCAUUCGCCGACCCCUCGUGGUACCAAGGUUAUGCAUCCCCCUACUUCAGUGAAUCCCAUGCCGCACUGCGAGACGAGGUCCGCCAGUGGGUCGAGUCCGAGAUCGAGCCAUAUGUGACCGAAUGGGACGAGGCCAAGGAAGUGCCCGCUCACAUCUACAAGCAGAUGGGCGAGCGGGGCUACCUGGCUGGACUGCUGGGUGUCCAUUUCCCCCAGAAGCACACCCCAUACCGCGUGAAGUCUGUGUCAGCAGACCGGUGGGAUUUGUUCCACGAGAUGCUUCUGACCGACGAGCUGUCGCGUGUCGGCAGCGGUGGUCUGGUGUGGAACCUGAUCGGUGGCUACGGAAUUGGCUGCCCGCCAUUGGUCAAGUUCGGCAAGAAGCCCCUCGUCGACCGAAUCCUGCCGGGUAUCUUGGCCGGCGACAAGCGCAUUUGCCUCGCCAUCACCGAGCCCGAUGCGGGUAGUGACGUCGCAAACUUGGGUUGCGAGGCCAAGCUCACCGAGGACGGCAAGCACUACAUUGUCAACGGCGAGAAGAAGUGGAUCACCAACGGUAUCUACGCUGAUUAUUUCACGACCGCUGUGCGCACCGGCAAGGAUGGCAUGAACGGCCUCAGCGUGCUGCUUAUAGAGCGUGAAGCCGGUGGCGUUAGCACCCGACGCAUGGACUGCCAGGGUGUGUGGUCUAGCGGUACGACCUAUGUCACAUUCGAGGAUGUCAAGGUUCCCGUGGAGAACCUGAUCGGCAAGGAGAACCAGGGCUUCAAGGUUAUCAUGACAAACUUCAAUCACGAGCGUAUCGGCAUUGUGAUCCAGUGCGUGCGCUUCUCGCGCGUCUGCUAUGAGGAGUCCAUGAAAUACGCACAUAAGCGCAAAACCUUCGGCAAGCGUCUCAUCGACCACCCGGUUAUUCGCAUGAAACUCGCCCAUAUGGCUCGCCAGAUCGAGGCCACCUACAACUGGCUUGAGAACAUCAUCUUCCAGUGUCAGUCUAUGGAGGAGACCGAGGCUAUGCUCAAGCUCGGCGGUGCCAUUGCUGGAUUGAAGGCGCAGUCAACGCAAUGCUUUGAGUUCUGCGCUCGCGAGGCUAGUCAGAUCUUUGGUGGUUUAAGUUACAGCCGCGGCGGUCAGGGCGGUAAGAUCGAGAGACUGUACCGUGAUGUGCGUGCCUAUGCUAUCCCCGGUGGUAGCGAGGAGAUUAUGCUUGAUUUGAGUAUGCGCCAGAGUUUGCGUGUUCACGGCAUGUUUGGCAUGAAGCUAUAA
Penicillium roqueforti is the source of this 1659-nucleotide messenger RNA. RefSeq names its product putative acyl-CoA dehydrogenase. The record is from RefSeq and is a predicted model, not a curated record. Bases 1 to 1659 code for a protein of 552 amino acids. Gene Ontology annotation, molecular function: flavin adenine dinucleotide binding; oxidoreductase activity, acting on the CH-CH group of donors. The transcript is spliced from 4 exons. Lineage: Eukaryota; Fungi; Ascomycota; Eurotiomycetes; Eurotiales; Aspergillaceae.